AUGAAUAACACUGACCACCCAAUGAAUUCUUUAAAACUAAAUUAUGAUGGCGAUCAUAUUAACCAUUUUCAUCAAUACAAUAAUGAAGAGCAUAUAAACUCUAUAUUUGAGUUACAACUAGAUCUUGAUGAUGAAGAUGAUGAGGAUGACGAUGAUUAUAGAGAAGAAGAUGAUUUUGAUUCAGAAAAUGAUGAUGAUGAGGUAGAAGACGAGUAUGAUGAUGAAUAUGGCAAGAGCUGUGCGUAUGAUGUAGAAGAGUACUAUAAAGAUGGGCAGAUUAUAGAGGAUAUAAAUUAUCCGUAUCCCUUUCAACAAAAUUCUAACCUAUUCUCACAAGAUCAAAAGUUACAACAGCAAAAACAAGAAAAAAAAAUGAACCCAAACAUGGAGCAACCUUAUCAAAAUGAAAACAUGAAUAGCCAUCAAGAGCAACAAAACGUGGAAAUAGGCACGGAAUAUUUGUUACCAGAACCAUUUUCACUUGUGUUAAAAGAUGGCGAGACAGCAGCUACUUUAUAUCCACUUUAUCCAGCUAUACCAGAAUUAUUACCGCAGGGGCUUUUAUUUUUUUUAUUAGAAGAAUUCAAUAUGGAAAUUGAGAAGGGUGAUACUUUACCUUUUUAUGAACCCUUAACUUAUCAGGAAUUUAUAGAUUAUUGGUUUGUCAAUAAACAUCGAAAAUAUAAUAAUAAUACUGAAUUAGAUAUAAAUACUGAAAAUACCGGUGGGGACAAUAAUAAUGACAUUGCGAAUACUAAUACCGUUGAUGAUAAUAAUAAUAAUAAUAAUAAUAAUAAUAAUAUAACACAUACUUUAAGUGGCAAACAACUAAAUAACAAAAGAUCAAUUGAUUUUCUAAAAGAUGAUGAUGAUGAGUUUAACCCCCAAGAUGGAUUAGUUUGUGUUAUGGUAUUGGGAGAAAUACCAGAAUUGGAUCUAACUGCAUUUAAACACUCUAAAAAACGGAAGGUAAAUAAUUUGAAAAACAGCAAAUUAAAUUCUAUUCAAUGGGAAAAAAAAUGCUUAGGAGCAUUUUACAUCAAACCAGCAUAUCCCGGUAGAUCGUCUCACAUUUGUUCCUCAACAUUUUUAGUCAACGCUGGUAUCAGAGGCAAGGGGAUUGGCAAGAUUAUGGUUGAAAAAUAUUUGGAAUGGAGUACAUUGUUGGGUUUUACAUUGACUAUUUUCCCCCUCGUAUAUGAGAACAACGUGGGCAUCAGAAGAAUCUUUGAAUCUUUAGAUUUCAAACGGUUGGGGAAAUUGCCAGCAAGCGGUGUAUUGAAGGGCUUUGACGAUCCAGUGGCUAGUUAUUUUUAUUAUCAAGAAUUAAACCAUUCAGGGAUAGCAAAUAAUCAAGAAACUGAUAUCGAUGCUGCAGCUUCUACGAAUGCAGUAGCCACAAAUACUUUUGCAACAAAAGAUAAGCGUGACGAUAAUAAGUUAAGAGAGCCUAUUAGGCGGUACAAUAAAAUUAUUGAUUCAGAAGGAAAUAUAGUAAAAUAUUUAAGAUUAAGACACUUUUUCCGAACCAAUACUUAUCCAGAUUCGGCGGAUAGAGCUGAAAAAGCCAAUUUAAGGUCGUCAAGAUUACGUUAUAGAUAUGAUGAGAUCAACGAUAAACUAUUUUUGAAUGGUAAAGAAGUUAUUUACAAUAUUAAUGAGCAAUAUAAACAUGCUGAAAAACUGCAUAAUUUGAAUCAUUGUGGAAUAAACAAACUCUCUAAAGAAAUAAAUAAACAUUAUUUUUGGCCAAGAAUAAAAGAUACAAUUUUUAAAAUUGUAGAAAAUUGUGGGUACUGUAAAUCCCAAAAAAAAUUUUCCAACAAAAAAAGUUCUAAUAAUCAUAAAGAUUAUGGCUUAACAAUAAAACCGACACAUACUCCUAUUAAGGCACGAAUGGAAGAUGUAACAGGGAAAAAAAAUUUUACAGAAUUAUUAACAACUUUUCGUUCAAAUAAUCUAACCAAUAGAAUGAACCAAAGAGAUACUUACUUACAAGCGGCUUUGUCUUCCUUGAACAACAAAAUUUCUUCUAGAAUGGAUCAACAAAACAUUUCCAAGCAAUCUAAUAAAAAUGAAAAUUUUAAUAAUCCAAAGAAUCAGGACCCAGAUACUAAUAACUCUACUUCACAAAACUCUUUAAAAACAAUGAUCUUGGACAUUGUCACGAAUAAUGAUUCAGAUUCAGAUUAA
Molecule: messenger RNA, 2193 nt
Organism: Saccharomycodes ludwigii
Lineage: Eukaryota; Fungi; Ascomycota; Saccharomycetes; Saccharomycodales; Saccharomycodaceae
Gene: SPT10
Product: Spt10p
Exons: 1
Coding region: 1-2193 (730 amino acids)
Source: RefSeq, a predicted model, not a curated record